CAGCUUUCCCACCACUAACUCUUACACCGUCAGAAGAGGAAACGCUGGAGGACUGGAGUGUCUGUAGGAAGUCAACACGAUCUGGAAGAUUGGAAGCAACAUGUCUGCCAGUCUCACUACAGCAGCUCCUCUGGGUUCACCACCGCAGCCCCCCCCAGCACAGGUGUCAGUGUGGCUGCUGCCGACAUCGCUGUGGUUGUCGUCUACUUUAUUUUUGUCAUGGUGGUUGGAAUCUGGUCAUCAGCGCGAGCCAGUCGCAGCACUGUGAGGGGUUACUUCUUGGCUGGCCGUUCAAUGACCUGGUGGCCUAUCGGAGCCUCUCUGAUGUCCAGUAAUGUUGGCAGUGGUCUGUUUAUCGGCCUAGCGGGAACAGGAGCAGCUGGAGGCAUCGCUGUCGGGGGAUUUGAAUGGAACGCAUCGUGGGUGCUGGUGGCUCUGGGUUGGAUCUUUAUCCCCGUCUACAUCUCUGCUGGCGUGGUCACCAUGCCGGAAUACCUGGCCAAGCGCUUUGGAGGCCAGAGGAUACGCAUAUACAUGUCUGUCCUGUCACUCAUCCUCUACAUCUUCACUAAAAUAUCUACAGAUAUCUUUUCGGGGGCGAUGUUUAUCCAGGUGUCGAUGGGCUGGGAUCUCUAUCUGUCCACAGGCAUACUGCUGCUGGUCACUGCUGUUUACACUGUGGCAGGUGGUUUGGCAGCAGUGAUCUACACUGAUGCGCUGCAGACUUUGAUCAUGGUUGGUGGGGCCUUUGCACUAAUGUUCAUAGCAUUCUCCAAAAUUGGCGGGUACGAGGGCCUUGUGGAGCGUUAUAUGUCAGCUGUUCCCUCGGUGACAGUCGCUAACACCACCUGCCACCUUCCUCGCAGCGACGCCUUCCGCCUGUUCAGAGACCCGGUGUCAGGGGACCUGCCCUGGCCCGGUCUGCUGUUCGGCCUCACCGUACUGGCUACAUGGUGCUGGUGCACGGAUCAGGUUAUAGUCCAGAGGUCUCUGUCUGCCAAGUCUUUGUCUCAUGCCAAAGGAGGCAGUGUGUUGGGAGGCUACCUCAAAGUGCUGCCCAUGUUCUUCAUCGUCAUGCCAGGCAUGAUCAGCCGAGCACUGUUCCCAGAUGAGGUAGGUUGUGUGGAUCCAGCAGUGUGUCAGAGUGUGUGUGGAACUCCAGUUGGCUGCUCCAAUAUCGCCUACCCUAAACUAGUGGUGGAGCUAAUGCCUGUGGGCCUUCGUGGUCUGAUGCUAGCAGUGAUGCUAGCUGCUCUGAUGUCAUCUCUGACCUCCAUCUUUAACAGCAGCUCCACUCUGUUCACCCUGGAUCUAUACCACAAAGCCCGGCCUGCAGCCUCAGAGAGGGAGCUCAUGAUAGUGGGACGGGUGUUCAUCCUGGUCUUGGUGUGUGUUAGUCUGUUGUGGAUUCCAGUCAUCCAAACAGCCAAUAGUGGACAGCUGUUUGAUUACAUCCAGUCAGUGACCAGCUUUCUAGCUCCGCCCAUUACCGCUGUUUUCCUUAUGGCUAUCUUCUGGCCACGUGCCAACGAGCAGGGUGCAUUCUGGGGUCUGAUGAGCGGCCUGCUGGUGGGACUGAUCCGCAUGGUUCUGGAGUUCUCCUAUACAUCUCCCUCCUGUGGUCAGCCAGACCUGCGGCCUGCUGUCCUGGCCGACGUCCACUACCUGUACUUUGCUCUCAUCCUGCUGGCGCUCACCUGCCUGGUCAUCGCUGCUGUCAGCCUAGCCACUGCCCCGAUACCUGCUCAACAUCUGCACCGGCUGACCUGGUGGUCCAGACACAGCCAGGAGCCACGGAUCGACCUCACGGGUCCCCAGAUGACCUCUGACCCCAGCCCGGACUCUGAGCGGGGGCCAGAGUCGUGGUGGCGGAGCGCUGCUGUGCGGCUCUGCUGUCUGAGCGGCCCGAGCUCUGGUUCUGUGAUUCCAGAGGCGGAGAGCAGCGAGCUGAACUCUCUGGCGGAGCAGCCGCUCUGGAGACGCGUGUGCAACGUCAACGCCCUGCUGCUGCUGGCUGCUAACGUCUUCCUCUGGGGAUACUUCGCCUGAUCCAUGAUCAGUCAGGUUACACUGGUGGACUGGACUGGCAUUUUGUCACACCCAUGAAACAAAACGUCCAGUGGCUAAACCAAUCUGCUGCUGUGCUGGACCUUCUACGCAACAACACUUGUUCAUUUACAGGAGUCUCAUCAGGAAAGACAUACAAUGAUCAUUGCAUACACACACACACACACACACACACACACACACACACACACACACACACACACACACACACACACACACACACACACACACACACACACACACACACACACACACACACCUCAAAAUCCGUAUUGUGCCUAUGAUCAAAGUAAUCAGAUCUUUUGGCCUGAUUGUUAGCUUCUGUCUGAUUCAAAGUUAAUCAGGAAUGACGCACAAAGAAAGUGGUCCAUAUGUCCAUUCCCAGAUAUCUAUCAACUAAUGAUUCCAUAAUGAUUCAGAAAUAUACUGUGGUUACGUUCAACUUACCUCAAUUUAAUACAUAGCUGUUAGUCGGGGACUGUUCAUUAAUGAUUUGUCAGUCAUCAGGUUGUUCCUGAUUUCUUCCUCACUUUACUUUGCCUUUGUACUGAAUUGUAAAUUUCUACUGGAUGAAUGUGAACAAUAACAUGGUUUUAUUGGAGUUGCCACUGAUGCUGGAAUGCCUAAUAUAUCUGAUUAGGGAGUACAUUAAAAUCCCCAAACAACAGAGCCACUGUGUCUGCCAAACUAAAUCUAUUCAACAGCAUGGUGGAUGCUAGAAAAGCUCUUCUCCCUGAGAUGUAGCUCAGCAAUAUUGAUUACUCUCAGAUAGAUAUACAGUAAGUUACUAAUAGUAUCUGGAUACUAGGGAAAUAUUCUACAACUAAAAUGUACCGAGACGAUGUUGAGAAACAUGUUGCUUUUACAGCAUGCUCCCUUCAAGCUAACCACAGAGCUUAAAGUUCUCCGCCGCGGGGCCGUUUGAGAUCUGAAAAUAGAUCAUUAUAUUUCUAUGGAAAAUAUACUUAUGUAUUUUUUUUUAAACUGUCGUGUAUAUAUAUAAU
Molecule: messenger RNA, 3071 nt
Organism: Perca fluviatilis (European perch)
Lineage: Eukaryota; Metazoa; Chordata; Actinopteri; Perciformes; Percidae
Gene: slc5a9
Product: solute carrier family 5 member 9
Exons: 14
Coding region: 220-2049 (609 amino acids)
Biological process (GO): transmembrane transport
Cellular component (GO): plasma membrane
Molecular function (GO): D-glucose:sodium symporter activity
Source: RefSeq, a predicted model, not a curated record